AUGAAGAAUCAACCUUCAGGAAGAUCGUGGAAGGAUUCUGACAUGGUGGAGGUCGCUCCUCCUAUGGUUGCUUCAAGAGGAUAUGUUGGAGGCUGCGAAGUCUGUCGGGAUUUGAAAACUGCUUCCUCUCCGUUAUCUCGAUCUCCAGGUUUAUUUUUGGCCGCUUGGGUUUCUGAUGAGGACAUGCACGAUGCUUCGAAACAGAAUGCUUCCAGACCCUUCGUUUCUCUUCAAAGUUGGAACCGAGAUGGCAACUUCACGAAGGAUGUUAUAGCAGAGUUUGUGUCAGCCAACAAAGUUCCAUUGGUCAUCAACUUCACUAGGGAAGGCGCUUCACUGAUUUCUGAAAGCUCUGUUAAAACCCAAGUAAAGACCACUCAUUCUUUUGGCUCGGAAAAUGAAUCAGAGAAGCACCUUCCCACUCUGAGUCAGGUGGCAAAGUCCUUCAAAGGAAAGUUUGUGUUUGUUUAUGUGCAAAUGGACAAUGAGGAUUAUGGAGAAGCAGUUUCUGGAUUCUUUGGGGUUACCGGCACUGCCCCCAAGGUUCUUUACACUGGAAAUGAAGAUAUGAGGAAAUUCAUUCUAGAUGGUGAAUUGACCGUGAACAACAUCAAGCCACUCGCGGAAGAUUUCUUAGCAGACAAACUGAAGCCAUUCUACAAGUCAGAUCCAGUACCUGAGAACAAUGACGGUGAUGUUAAGAUCAUUGUGUGGGAAACAAUUUUGAUGAGAUUAUUCUUGGCGAGUCAAAGGAUGUUCUUCUCGAGGAGUAUACAUAAAUCAGAAGAAGAUGUCUUUGUUCUACCUCUAUUUGAAAGUGCUACUCUCUGGGGUGUGUUCCUGGGAUUUUCUUCCAACGCACGUUACCAAAUCAUCAACAGGCUUGAACGGGUCGUGGAAGGUUCUAAAGAUAACUGGGGAAAGAGAAAAAUGUCUAUAAACUAUAAAGAUGUUUGGGACCACGUAAGAUAGAUUGAACUACAAUGAGUUUUUUUUAUAUAUGAAAAAAAAAAGAAACUAAAAAUAUUUGUGUAUAGCCUUGAUAAAGAAAAAUAGAUCACUGUAAUUUUUAUCCAUGACUCUUGCUUUUCGUCA
This is a messenger RNA of Eruca vesicaria subsp. sativa (arugula), 1095 nucleotides long. The record is from the annotation of a GenBank genome assembly. NCBI's taxonomy places the organism in Eukaryota, Viridiplantae, Streptophyta, Magnoliopsida, Brassicales, Brassicaceae.